This is a messenger RNA of Lathyrus oleraceus (garden pea), 2910 nucleotides long. RefSeq names its product receptor-like protein 7. The record is from RefSeq and is a predicted model, not a curated record. Gene Ontology annotation, molecular function: protein binding. Lineage: Eukaryota; Viridiplantae; Streptophyta; Magnoliopsida; Fabales; Fabaceae. The transcript has a single exon. The coding region runs from base 52 to 2799 and encodes 915 amino acids.
AGUUGCUACUUCCAACAUCACCAAGCUUUUAAAAAAAAAGAAUUUCUCUAAAUGAAAUCCUUACUUUUGGUAUUGCCUUAUUUUUCCCAUCACUUGUUCUUGUUGCUACUUUUUCAUUUUACUUCCAAAUCUUUCUCACUAUGUAACCCCCAUGAUAGCUCUGCAUUGUUACAAUUCAAGAACUCAUUUUUCGUCAACACUUCUUCUAAACUCGAUACAUUUGAUCCUUGGUGUUCCUCUUUUUCUUUCAAGACAGAAUCUUGGAAAAAUAAUACAGAUUGCUGCAAGUGGGAUGGGGUCGCUUGCAGUAACGUGUCAAACCACGUGAUUGGUCUGGAUCUUACUUGCAACAAUCUGCUAGGUGAGUUACAUCCCAAUAGCACUCUCUUCAAACUUAGACACCUUCAACAACUCAACUUGGCUUUUAAUCAUUUUUCCAUCUCUUCAUUACCCGUAAGUAUUGGCGAUCUAGUCAGUCUCACACAUCUAAAUCUAUCAAACUGUGGCCUCAUAGGUGAUAUUCCUUCACAAAUCUCUCAUUUAUCAAAAUUAGUAUCACUUGAUCUUAGUAUUAAUUAUGAGAUGGAUCUCAAUCCCUUGACAUGGAAGAAAUUCAUUCAUAAUGCUACUAAUUUAGGUGAGCUUUAUCUUGAUCAUGUGAAUAUGAGUUCAAUAGAAGGGAGCUCUUUGUCUAUGCUAAAGAAUUUAUCAUCCUCUUUGGUUUCUCUUAGUCUAAGUGACACUGGGUUGCAAGGAUAUUUGUCAAGUGACAUUCUCACACUACCUAAUCUUCAAACACUCGAUUUCUCAUUUAAUGAUUAUCUUAGUGCUCAACUUCCAAAGUCCAACUGGAGCAAUCCUCUUAGGUACUUGGACCUCUCUUUCUCCAACUUUUCUGGUGAAAUUCCUUAUUCCAUAGGCCAGUUGACGUCUCUUACUCACUUAUCCGUUGCUCGAAACAAUUUUGGUGGGCUGAUUCCUCCAUCCUUGUGGAACCUCACUCAACUUACAUACUUGAACCUUGCUAGAAACAAUUUUGAGGGUGAGAUCCCAUCAUUACUUUCAAAACUUACAAACCUCAUUUCCUUAGAUCUUCAAUAUAAUAAAUUUAGCGGUAACAUUCCAAAUGUUUUUGAAAAUUUAAUCAAAUUAGAAUAUUUAGAUCUUUUCAGUAAUAAAUUAGUUGGCCCAAUUCCAAAUGAAAUCACAAAUCAAUCAAAAUUGAGCACUCUGUCUUUAGGACAAAACAUCUUAAAUGGAACAAUUCCACAUUGGUGUUAUUAUUUGCCUUCUUUGUUACGUUUGGACCUCAGUGACAAUCACCUCACAGGAUUUAUUGGUAACUUCUCAACUCAUUCAUUAGAAUAUUUGUUUCUCUCUAAUAACAAUUUACAUGGUCAUUUUCCCAAUUCAAUAUUUAAACUUCAAAAUCUUACUUACUUAGAUCUUUCAAAUAACAACAUUCAUGGGAGAAUUUCCAAAUUGUUUCAAAAGAAGCUCUUAAACUCAUGGAAGAACAUUAAACACAUUGAUCUUAGUUUCAACAAGUUGCAAGGAGAUCUUCCAAUUCCACCCUAUGGCAUUCAAUACCUUUUACUCUCAAAUAACAACUUCACAGGAGACAUUGCUUUGUCAUUGUGCAAUGCAAGUUCCUUGCAAGUUCUCAAUUUGGCUCAUAACAGUCUAACAGGCAAAAUACCAGAAUGUUUGGGAACAUUUCCUUUUCUUUCUAUAUUGGAUAUGCAAAUGAACAACUUCUAUGGAAGCAUUCCUAGAACCUUUUCCAAGCAAAAUUAUUUUGUGACAAUAAAGUUGAAUGACAAUCAAUUGGAAGGACCACUACCACGAUCUUUGGCUCAUUGCACAAGCCUUGAAAUUUUGGACCUUGGAGAUAACAACAUAGACGAUGCAUUUCCGAAUUGGCUUGAAACUCUACAAGAGUUACAAGUGCUCCGUCUACGAUCAAAUAAACUUCAUGGUAAAAUCACAUGUUCUAGCACCGAGUAUUCAUUUCCUACGUUGACAAUUUUUGACAUCUCUCAUAACAAUUUAAGUGGACCCUUGCCAACAUCAUGUAUCAACAACUUUCAAGGAAUGAUGAAUGUGAAUGAAUACCAAAUUGGUCCGCAAUAUAUAGGUAUGGAGAAUUACUAUAUUGACUCUGUGGUGGUUGUAAUGAAAGGUUUUUCUACGGAGCUAACCAGGAUAUUGACUACUUUCACAACAAUUGAUUUAUCAAACAACAUGUUUGAAGGAGAAAUUCCUCAUGAAAUUGGAGAAUUAAUUUCUCUCAAAGGUCUCAACCUUUCAAAAAAUGAAAUCACAGGUAAUAUUCCUCAAUCUUUGAGUAAUUUGAGAAAUUUAGAGUGGUUGGAUCUUUCAAAGAACCAAUUGAUAGGAGAGAUUCCAACAACUUUGACAAAUUUGACUUUCCUUUCUUUCUUAAACCUUUCACAAAACCAUCUUGAGGGAAUUAUACCUAAAGGUAAACAGUUUGAUACAUUUGGAAAUAAUUCCUAUGAUGGAAAUGCAAUGUUAUGUGGAAUCCCAUUAUCUAAAUCAUGUAAAAAUGAUGAAGAUCAGCCACCACAUUCACCAUCAAAAGAUGAACAAGAGGAAUCAGGAUUUGGAUGGAAAGCAGUAGCAACAGGAUAUGUGUGUGGGGCAAUAUUUGGAUUGUUGUUUGGGUAUAAUGUGUUCUUCCUUGGGAAACUCCAAUGGCUUCUAAGAUUUUUUGAACAUAUGUUUAACGUAAGACUUAAAAGAACACACAAGAGAGUGGGUGGAAAUCGCAGAUGAAUGAAUUAGUUUGAUGAAGUUGUUUUUAAAUAUAAAGAUAUGAAUUGUUUCAAGUUUGAACUUUUCUGUAUUAGUAAUGUAGUCUUGUUAUCGUAUCUUAAUUUCCCAUCA